Messenger RNA from Planococcus citri (citrus mealybug), 1623 nucleotides. RefSeq lists its product as uncharacterized. The record is from RefSeq and is a predicted model, not a curated record. The coding region runs from base 402 to 1358 and encodes 318 amino acids. NCBI's taxonomy places the organism in Eukaryota, Metazoa, Arthropoda, Insecta, Hemiptera, Pseudococcidae. The transcript is spliced from 2 exons.
GAAGCAUUCAAGUCAAUACAAAGUACCUAGACCUACUCCUACUACUACCUACAAUAGCUUUCAACAUUUCAACUUCAACUCAUUGUCGAAUUUACUCGGUGCAUUUAUUUCAGUGUAAGUACGUAGACUGUAUCUCUUCUUAUCGAGUUAUCAAAGUUAUGUUGACCAAUUCGUUAAUUCGUGUGUUACAUUUUCGCAUUGUAAAUUAUAUGUCCAAUAUUUAGCAGUUCUUCUCGCAUUUAAACGUGAAUCCCUAUUUUAUUCGUAUUGAUUCCGUUUUCGUAUGAUUAACGCGGUCAAUCAUUGACCACAAUUUAGUGAAUUUUAAAAACGUCGUCGAUAUCAAAUUACGAAUCUGUGGUAAAUAAUCGUUGAAAUUUCGUACAUCUCGAAAAAAAAUCAUGGCUGUGCAUUGGGACUUGAUAUUCAAUAAUUUAUCGGACCGAAUCGAUGAUUUAGAAAAGGAAAUAUCAGAACGACUACCCGAAAUGUGUGCUGUCGAGGCGAAGGUAUCUUACAAUAAUCUUGUACUCGUUUACAAGGAAAUGAUUGCAUAUGAAUCUCAAGCAAAGACAAUAGCUAAUACCGAUAGAUAUCAUCUGAUCAAGCAGCUAUCUGCUAACCGAAAAAUGCACUUGAGGGUGUUCAAGCUAAAACUAAAACUGGCGAAAAUUUUCUCUCCGGACGAAUCAACGCUACCGACCGAAACAGAGAUGAAUCUAGAUAAUAUUCAAUUCAUCAAUCCAACAAAACAGCCCGAAACUGAGAAAAAUUUAGACUCGCAGAUCCAGAAACAAAGCUUCUUAGUCCGUCGAAUCGAAUCUUUAGAAUUACAUCAAGAUAUUUGCUCAACAAAAGCAGAAGUGUUAAAUAACCACAUCUCUCAACUUUACGAUUCGUUUAUCUCAAACCAAUUACAGAUCGAAGCGAACCUCGACGACGAUGCCACUCUCGAUAAUCAACAAAAAAUCGCUACAGAAAUUCAACGAAAAGUGAUCGAUUUUCAAACGAAACUGAGAAAAAUAAUGCAGCCGAUUGCAUCAACGUCAUCAACAGAAUCUAUAAUGAACAAUCAGCCUCUUCAUCAAUCAACGAAGACUGAUUCCAAAAAUACUACAGCAUCGUUAGCGAAAAUCGAGACACUUCAUCCUGAACAAACCGAUCUUCAAGCGACAAAUCUCAAACUUAAACUGGCCAAUCUUGAAAAAUUGAGCACUAGCUUAUUAGGAUGCCUAUCUUGGGUCGGGCAAGUCUUUGAGGAAUAUCCCACAAUUCAGCGACAAGAACUCAUGGCCGCAGAUAUCAGACGAGAAGAACUUCAUUACAAAGCGGAGCUGAAAAAAAUCAUGCAACCAUGAAAAUUUUAUCGAUAUCGGUGAAAUCCAGCUCCAACUCUGUUCAUCGUCGUAAAGAAAUAUCUACCUUGAAACAUCUAAACUAAAAUCUUUCAUUGUCAAUAUAAAAAGAUUACCUUCUAUGAUUAAGUGAUCUAACUCGAAACACUCCCAUCGGUUUUAAUUUUACAAUUUAAUUUUUCAAACAUUUUCAUUUACUGUCGGUGAUGUAUUCGAAAAUUAAGGGAGUGUAUUUUGCUUUUAUAAUACACAUUUUUUACUUAUCAAA